Molecule: messenger RNA, 504 nt
Organism: Aspergillus oryzae RIB40
Lineage: Eukaryota; Fungi; Ascomycota; Eurotiomycetes; Eurotiales; Aspergillaceae
Gene: pfa4
Product: putative palmitoyltransferase with autoacylation activity Pfa4
Exons: 3
Coding region: 1-504 (167 amino acids)
Source: RefSeq, a predicted model, not a curated record
AUGGGCGGGAGUUCAAAUGUCUUAAGCUGGUUUUGGCCACUUGCAAGAACACCAGACCGUAGUACAGGGCUGGAAUACGAGGUCAAUGGAUUCGAAGAUUUCCAUGUCUCGUGGCCGCCACCGGAUCCAGAUCGUAUUCCUCUGCCACCCAGAGACGUCAGCGAUGGUGUUGCCUUCACUGGCGCCGAAGGCUCCAGCUAUGAUGUCCAGGCAUUUAAACAAAGAAAGGCAGAGGACCUUAGACGCCAAGCGGGGUUGGAAAUCGAGCGCCGUAAGCGUUUCCAUCAACGGCUGGCGGAAAAUUCAGAGGAUGAGUCGCAACAAUCCGAUGGUCCCAAUGAAAAGGGAUCCGACUAUGGUGAAGAAGGUUGGAGAAACUCAGAAGGUGAACGGCUACGUGAUUUCGGCGUCGACGAAGAUAUUGAAUUCUAUGACGAAGAAGACCUUCCUCUGGGCGUACUGAUCCAACGGAGAGCCCAGGCUGCCCUCAAGGAGCUGAAAUGA